Brassica napus (rape) is the source of this 5126-nucleotide messenger RNA. RefSeq names its product deSI-like protein At4g17486. The coding region runs from base 1596 to 2291 and encodes 231 amino acids. Gene Ontology annotation, molecular function: deubiquitinase activity. NCBI's taxonomy places the organism in Eukaryota, Viridiplantae, Streptophyta, Magnoliopsida, Brassicales, Brassicaceae. The record is from RefSeq and is a predicted model, not a curated record. Gene Ontology annotation, biological process: protein deubiquitination. The transcript is spliced from 4 exons.
CAUUCUUGUCGGUGCUCAACUUGUAAUUAAGAAGAUUAUAUUUCUUUUGAUUUGCAACUUCAAUUCUGUAUAUGAUGAUAUCAAUAGAUAUUAAACGUACUAUGUGUUGUAGUGUACAUUGCUAGUACAUGGAUAAAUGAUAAAAAAAAAGUUAUAACAUAUCAGUCUUAAAAUAUAAAAAAACCAAAAAUGACAAAACAUUGACUUUUCAAAGAACGCCAUAUAUUAUCGAUAAAUAUGCAUGUGUAUCAUAAAAGAAAAUGGCUUGUUUUCCCGUACAAAAAUUAUAUAGCAACGUAUCAUUAAAAAAUGUGGAUUUGUUACUAUAUAAUACUUCUUAAGAGAAAUGAAUCAUUUCUUAAAGAAACAUAUCCAAGUUUUUUUUAAAACACCAAUACUAAUGGUAACACUCCAUCAUCUUAAUCUUAAUCCAAUAACGGUAUCGAUCAAUCUUGAAACGGAGAAGAACUCUCGAUCAUCUCAUCGAUCAAUCAAAGAUUCAAAAUCAUAAAAGAAUAUUGAUCAUCAACUUCAACGAUGUAUGUAGACACUUACCAUUUGUUUAUGGGUAAAGAAGGCGGGAGGUAUCACAAUGUAGCCUCCUGGCGCAUGUAUCUCGGCCAGUAGAUUGAGAUUCUCCUGUGUCUUGCAUACGGCCAGUAACAUCAUAGUAUCUCUUUGAAAUUAAGAUUGUGGCAUCGAUCGAUACAAAAAAACAUAUCGAGGUUUUUUUUAAAACAUCAACAUGCAAUGCGAUGCAUUGGAAAAUAAAAGACAAAUUCUAAUACAAAUUAUUACUGCUAAUAGUAGUCAAAUAAUUACCGCCAAAUCAUUACUGCUGAUAAAACAAAUUAUUACCGCUAAUAUCUCUUCGUCAUCAAUCUAACAGUCACUCGAAUUCGAUGAUCACAGUGAUUUAAUACCCGAUGAAGAGGAGCAUAAUCGGAUUGGACUCAAUCUCGUUUCUUAUGAUUCAAAAUAUGUUUAAUCGGAAUGACGAAUUCACUGAUGCGAUCGAUGCGUUGGAGGUGGUGUGAUAUCUCAUGAUUGAGGGAUUGACAACAAAGAUUAACAUUGGGAACAAGAUGGUUCUUGAGGAAAUACAACGAGGAAUACAAGUUUUGUGAAGAGUGCGGAUGAGAAGAGCCAUGGAGAUUUUCAUGUUUGCUGUCGAUGUUAAGGUAUGGAGUUUUCUCGUGUGAAAUCGAACUGAAGUAAACCAAAAUUAAACCGAAUCGAAAUAGUUAAACCGAUAGACCAAAGAAUUUUAGAUAUCAAUUAGUUGCAUGCUAGUAGAGGGCUUUUAAUGCGAAUGCAAACAACUAAUAAUGGCUUCCGUUAUAAAUAUGGCUAAAUAAAAUUUUGAUAUUACUGUUCUAAGUAAAUGCAUUAAUCAUUUAAUUAACCAAAUCAACAGUAAAUUAACAGAAACGGAAGGAAAAAUAAGCUUUGAGGAAGAAGAAGACGAACCCUUGAACAUUCGAGUCUUUGCGCAAUUCCGAUUUCCGAAUCGGAUCCUUAUAAUUUCUCGUCGAAGACCUGAUUAUAACGUCUCUAUUGAUCGCUGCGAUGCAUUGAGGAGGAGGCGAUAAAAGAUGAUGUUUUGCAGAAACGUCUCCGUGAGACGGAAGAAGAAGAAGAAUCCUGGAUCGGUGCCUGUUUAUCUCAAUGUUUACGAUCUCACCCCUAUGAAUGUUUACGGUUAUUGGCUCGGAAUCGGAAUCUAUCACUCUGGUCUUGAAGUUCAUGGUGUUGAAUAUGGAUAUGGGGCACACGAGCAUUCAAGUACUGGGAUCUUCAAAGUGGAGCCAAAGAAGUGUCCUGGUUUCACAUUCAGGAAAUCGAUCCUGGUGGGUGAGACGGAGAUGAAGGCGAAAGAAGUUGGAAGCUUUAUGGAGGAACUAGCAGAUGAGUACCAGGGGAGCAAGUACCACCUCAUCACAAGGAACUGUAAUCAUUUCUGUAACGAUGUUUGUUUAAAACUAACUCAAAAGUCAAUCCCUAGUUGGGUCAACCGUCUUGCUCGCUUAGGUUUCCUCUGCAAUUGUGUGUUACCGGCUAGCUUGAACGAGAUGAAAGUGAAGCAGGUAGGUACAGACGGGAAGCUCUUGGAGGUAGGAGAAAGUAAAAAGAAUAAAAAGAAGAAGAAGAAAAAGAAGGCGAGAAGCAGAUCGGGUCCUUUAGCUUCUUCUUCAUCUGAUGCACGGGUAGAUAAUAAUAAGCCUUCACAUGCAAGAUCAAUAUCAACCGGUAAUCCUCCUUGUUCUGCUUCUUUUUGUCCUUUGAAGUAACAAAGAGAUCGAGUUCCUUCUGUUGCAUCUGGAGCUCAAGAUUAGAUAACCCCAAGGACAUGAUUCUUUGUCAUUGUUUGAAAAGAUAAUUAUAUAUAUAUAUAUUUGUAUAUGAAUGUGAUGUGAGGAGGGUCCUUGUAUUUUAUUCACAAGUGUUAAUAACCCUUUUGGUUAUUGUUAUAGGAGAAUCAUCAAAAUCUGCACAAAAGUGUGUGUAAAUUCGACUUUCCUCUUUAUGCUUUGGAUGUAAUUUUUUGAAUAUUUGUACAAAUUACUUUUCUGAAUGUUAAAUUCAAUUAAAAUAAGUUGACUUGUUUAUCUUUCUUUUAAUAUGUUGGUCCUCUGGUAAUUUUGGGACUAAAAGAGUUGCUGUCAAGUCCAAAAGAUUGUACUUAAAAUCGCAGCAGCCUGUGUAUGACAUGAAAGUGUUUGAACUCUGUCCAGUCAGAUAUCUCUGUCACAUUCUUCGUUGCAGAUCAGGUUACUCUAAUUAAAACACUUGAAACAAGUAACAACCCAUGAAAGUACAUACGUACCUUGGAACAAGACAGGAAAGUCAAUAACAUGUUUUAGUACGUCACUGAAAAAGUAAAGUCAAUAACAUGUCUUAGUACAAAACAAAAGAGAGUUGGAAGUUUUAGUUGGGCCUUAACUAACCCUUAGGGCUUUGCUGUUUCAGAAUCACAUGAGACCCUCCUAUAAAUAUCUUUCAAGGUACAAUCCUCUCUUCCCCCCAGCUACAACAAAAACCCUAAUCCGCCGUUUACCUAAAAACUCACAUUCUUUACUUUUGUUUUAGUAGAUUCCUUUUCUAAUUACCUUCGUAUAGACUAAUAAUGUUCGUUGUGAUAGGAUCCAUUUGAAUGCUUCUUAGUUCUUAUGAUCUGUUAUUGGUUAGUUCUCAUAAUUGAGCUUAGAUGUUUUUUUUCUUUUCGGUUUGAAGCGUUUCAGAAAUCCCUGUGAUGAUUAUUAUGAUUAAAAAUGUUAAAAGUAGUGACUGAUAUCUUCUUGAUUAGAAACUAUCAGCUCUGAGGGAUUUUCAACUGCUUCUUUGUUUUUUUCUUGUGUUUAUGAUUUGAGUUCUUGUUUGCUUAAUAUUCAGUUGUGUGGCCUUAGCUGGAUCCCAAUGAUGAUGAAUAAAUAAAAAAAUGUUAAAAGUAGUGACUGAUUAUAUACCUUGACGAAUAAUCAAAUUCUGAGGGAUCCAGCUAUUUCUUUCAUAUUUUUUUUAUGAUAGAAGAAUGUUGUUCGGUUGGUUUAGCUAUUAAGAGAAGCUUUAUUUGUUGAUGUUCAGAGUGAUGACUGAUGAAUUAUGAAUUAUGAUUUUGCUUUUGCUCGGAGUUUCGUAAUGUUUAUCUCUUCGUACUCAUAGUGAUUUGCUUGCUGUUUCUUUACUCAGUUGUUUGUAGCAUCCAUUUCAGUUCCCAUUUGUUUUCAAUCUUGUGACCGCAUUGUUAUUACUAAGAUUUUCCAACAUUAUGUGUAUUUCCCCUGUUCUUGCCUGAACAAAUGAAAUCUGGAUGUGUAUUUUUAAGAUUCAGGAUACGAGAGUACUAGGUUGUCGGUUGCAUGACUGCAUCAGAGGAAACUUAAUUGACAAUUCCAAAAUACUAAUUAAUUUUGUGAAGGGUACUCUGUGCAGAGUCAAGUCCUUAUUGUAGACACUCGCUCAAUACAAAUUCUCUUUAAAUCCAUUCAUAAUUGUAUGGUUGUUGUGUUGAUCCUAGUGUUGUACUAAUUGGUUAAACGAUAGUUUCCUGUAAUCAUUCAUUACUGUAGGUAUGUGAAAGUAAAUGUACUUGUAGUCGUGAGAUAAAUUUGAAUGAUUGAAUCUAUUCCAAAAAGAUUGCCAUGAAUAUUUGCAACAAAAUUAUAUAACAGAGACAUCUUACCCAUAAACUAUAAAUUUUAAACAAUGUAUAACAAAUAACAAAUACUCUUUUAUCUGCAGCGGUUCUAAGGAAUAUUAAAAAAAUGUUUUUUUUUUCUAAGUUCAUAUCAACAUCAAUAGGAAUGAUAGGAAGGAUGUGAUUUUCUGGACUAGACUGGUGCCGAUGAUCUAAGUCUAGUUAGGGUAGAAAUUCUACUUUCAAAUACCUACAAGCCACAUUCUACCGUAGAAUGUUGAUGGUAUAUUGAUAGACCGUGGAAAACGUACUACCGAAAGAAUAAGAGAAAUGAUAGAGGAGACUUGGUGGAAAGAAGAGUCAAUGAAGUGGACUUGGAUUGAUUUGCAAGAAGACAAGGUUAUGAAGUCGUUUAUGACUGACACUGUAAAUACUAUUGAAUGAUUCCUUUUCUCAUUAUGCAAAUUAUAUCUGAGAUAUUAGCUUUGACGAUAUGAGUCAGCUCUGACCGUUACGAGGUCAGCUAUCUUUAGUUACAAGUUGUAUGAGAUACACGUUUACUUCAGUAACAGAGUACUAGUAUUCACAUUCACGAUAACAAUUAAAUAAUAAAAUGGCACAAAGAAGAGACUAACUUCACAUUGAGGAUGCGAUGAUGAUGAUGAUCACAACAACAUAGAUUUUUGUUGUAUAAAGUGUGACAAAGAUUAUAUUAUGCUACAAACACACAAACAAGCAAACUACAUACAAAAUGGGCCUUAUGGCUUGGUUUUUGCUCGACUACAUAAUGGGCCUUGAACCGAAAGAAAGUAACUUUCAUAUAGUAAGCCCAGCCUUUUUUACUUGACUAGGGUUUCCUCUUACUAUAAGUCAAGAAAAGGUUAGUAGACGCCACUUCUCUUCGUUUAGCUUCGCUCAUCCCCAGCUGCAUAUCGCACGACUUCAAGAUGCCGUCCCACAAGUCGUUUAUGAUAAAGAAGAAGCUGGC